Molecule: messenger RNA, 1483 nt
Organism: Gadus morhua (Atlantic cod)
Lineage: Eukaryota; Metazoa; Chordata; Actinopteri; Gadiformes; Gadidae
Gene: eef1db
Product: eukaryotic translation elongation factor 1 delta b (guanine nucleotide exchange protein)
Exons: 8
Coding region: 252-1070 (272 amino acids)
Biological process (GO): translational elongation
Cellular component (GO): eukaryotic translation elongation factor 1 complex; cytosol
Molecular function (GO): guanyl-nucleotide exchange factor activity; translation elongation factor activity
Source: RefSeq, a predicted model, not a curated record
GCUUGUUUUUGGCCAUCUACUGACCAAGUAUUACAAUCAACUGAAAUGUGUGGCAAAUAACGCACAGUUAAAUCGAGAAUCACAUGGGAUUUAUGAUAUAUUAAAUGAUAAGUGUCCCCUCCCCCAACCUCCCGACAUCUCUGCUUGAGCCUUGAUCGUUUCCUUGGCUUCCUCCUUCCCGUAUCGCAGAUAACCGGCGGACCACGCGUGUCACAUCGUCCCAAUUCAUAUACCCAAUACAACACACCACCAUGAGUUCAGUGGACUUUUUCGCCCAGGACAAAAUCUGGUUUGAGAAACCUCGCUAUGAUGAGGCAGAGAGGCGCUUCUACGAGAAGCAGCCUGGGCCUUCAGAAGAAACCCAGGAUGCAGGAGCUAACAGCAUUCUUCAGGACAUCGCAAGAGCGAGGGAAAACAUCCAGAAGUCUCUAGCAGGAACUACUGGCACGGGGGCCGGGGAUCAAGGGGAACUUGUAUCUCGCAUGAAGACUUUGGAACAGGAGAACCAGAGCCUGCAAAAAGUUGUGGAGGACCUGAGGUCAGCCCUGUCCAAGCUGGAGAGUCGAGUGGCAGUUCUGGAGAAGUCUCCGGUUGCAGCUGCGUCGGCGCCCGCUGCCCCCUGCACAAACGGAACUGCAACCAAGCAACAGAAAAGCAGCGCGCCAGUAGACGAGGACGACGAUGACGAGGAUGAUGACUUUGAUCUGUUUGGCAGCGACGAGGACGACACAGAAGCUGAGAAAAUCAAACAGCAGCGGGUGACAGAGUAUGCAGCAAGGAAGGCCAAGAAGCCCGCCCUCAUCGCAAAGUCAUCCAUUUUGUUGGACGUCAAGCCUUGGGACGACGACACGGACAUGGGGAAGCUGGAAGAGUGCGUGCGCUCGAUACAGGCAGACGGCCUGCUGUGGGGUGUGUCCAAGCUGGUCCCGGUGGGCUACGGCAUCCGGAAGCUGCAGAUCGCCUGCGUGGUGGAGGACGACAAGGUGGGGACGGAUUUGCUGGAGGAGGAGAUCACCAAGUUUGAGGACUACAUCCAGAGUGUUGAUAUUGCUGCUUUCAACAAGAUCUAAGUGCAGCAUGUGUUUCCUGUCUCCAUCCAUUCUCUCUGCUGAUUGUGAACGCUUCAUGUUCGGUUAAUAAUAAAGACUCUUGCACUUCAUCUCCCCUGUCCAAAGUGCAUUCUUAUUAAUGUUUUAUUUCUUUUUUUUUUUUAUUGCAAAAUAUUUUCUUCUGCCUUUUGAUUUGAAUGUUCACAUGUCACCGUCAUUGAUAAAAACCUGGCAGUUGACUCUUGACAUCAUCAUUAUCUUAAUAGGGUUACAAUUAGAGAUGGGAGUAGAGCAUUAGCUGAAACUUAUACUAAUUUAUUACCAUGUCUACUUGGAAUAAAUUGUCAAAUUUGUUUGUUACUCAGCAACGGAACAUAUUUAUUUAAAGCAUAUUGUGUUAAAUACGUAUUCAAUAAAAUAAACGAUGAAAUCAA